AUGAGGCGCCUGGGCUCGGUCCAGCGGAAGAUACCUUGUGUUUUCGUGACAGAGGUGAAGGAGGAGCCGUCCACCAAAAGGGAACAUCAGCCAUUUAAAGUUCUGGCAACUGACACCAUAAAUCACAAGGCAUUAGAUGCAGAUAUUUACAGUGCUAUUCCAACAGAAAAAGUGGAUGGGACAUGUUGUUAUGUCACUACAUACAAAGGUCAGCCAUACCUUUGGGCUCGGCUAGAUAGAAAACCCAACAAACAAGCAGAGAAAAGAUUUAAAAAAUUCCUACAUUCAAAAGAAAAUUCAAAAGAAUUUUUUUGGAAUGUUGAGGAAGACUUCAGACCUGUUCCUGAGUGCUGGAUACCCGCGAAGGAAAUAGAACAGUUAAAUGGGAAACCAGUCCCUGAUGAAAAUGGACACAUACCUGGUUGGGUACCAGUAGAGAAAAACAGUAAACAGUAUUGCUGGCAUUCUUCAGUAGUGAAUUAUGAAUUUGAAAUUGCUCUGAUAUUGAAGCCUCAUCCUGAUGACCCAGGGCUCCUGGAAAUUAGUGCAGUGCCACUAACAGAUCUGUUAGAACAAACAUUGGAGCUGAUAGGAACAAAUAUCAAUGGAAACCCUUAUGGGUUAGGAAGUAAGAAGCAUCCAUUACAUCUUCUUAUUCCACAUGGAGCAUUUCAAAUAAGAAAUCUGCCUACAUUGAAGCACAAUGAUCUACUGUCCUGGUUUGACGGCUGCAGAGAGGGUAAAAUUGAAGGAAUCGUAUGGCAUUGCAGUGAUGGAUGUUUAAUUAAGGUCCAUCGUCAUCAUCUUGGUUUACACUGGCCAAUUCCUGAUACUUACAUGAAUUCAAAACCGGCUAUUAUCAAUAUGGAUCUGAACAAAUACAACUAUGCCUUUGAUUCUAAAUGUUUGUUUAAUUAUUUUUCAAAAAUAGAUAAUCAAAAAUUUGGUAGGCUCAAAGACAUAAUGCUUGAUGUAUAA
This is a messenger RNA of Elephantulus edwardii (Cape elephant shrew), 978 nucleotides long. RefSeq names its product chromosome unknown open reading frame, human C12orf29 (gene RLIG1). The coding region runs from base 1 to 978 and encodes 325 amino acids. The transcript is spliced from 7 exons. Gene Ontology annotation, molecular function: RNA ligase (ATP) activity. The record is from RefSeq and is a predicted model, not a curated record. NCBI's taxonomy places the organism in Eukaryota, Metazoa, Chordata, Mammalia, Macroscelidea, Macroscelididae. Gene Ontology annotation, biological process: response to reactive oxygen species.